AUGGAAGUGGAUCCCUUAGAGAUCGAUGUGGAAGAACAAGUAGAAUAUCAACAAGAUAACAUUGAUGUUGUUGAAUCAUCUCAAGAGUGGACCACAUGGAGGGAUGAGUUGGCUCAAUCAAUAGCUGAUAAUGGAACUUUUAGGCCAGGAUAUCUGAUGGAGUUGGAACACUAUUUGCGUGAACAUCAUCCUGAAAGUGGCUUGAAAGGCGAACCACAUGUCAAUUCUAAAUUAAAAUUUUGGAAGAGAAGUUAUGCAAGCUUAAGUUUACUAAAAGGUAGGAGUGGUUUGGGAUUUCAAUAUAGUGAUGGAACUAUAAUUAUUGAUGAUCCAAAAGAAUGGGAUAAAUUUUUAAAGGAUGAACCUGGUGCAAGCAACAUGAAUUCUAAAAAAUGGCCACUGUUUGCGGAUUGGGAGGAAAUUUUUGGAAAAGAUAGGGCAACUGGGGAACAUGCAGAAGGGCCACUGGAUGCUGUUGAGGAUAUCUUAAAGAGUCGAACAUCAGGACUUUCUACUGAUAUGAGUUUAGGAUUUCUUAUCAAUGUUGAUGACGAUGAAUAUGAAGAUGAAUCUAGUCAUGGACCUAAUGCACCUACUGAAGAAGCUGAAAAUACUGAUACAGGACAUAAUUUUACUCAAACAACUGAAAAUGAAUAUGCUGGAGGAUCUCCUCGUGAACAUACUGGACCAUCUGAAAAGCAAGGUAAAUAUGCUAAAACAUCUUCUUCUAGUGUCAAUGAAAAAGAAAAAGGCAAGAAAAGAAAGAGGGUUGUGGAAGAUGUUAAUGAAACAUUUCUCAAGAGUAUGACGGAAGUUAUGAAAAGCUUUACUGAAAGCCAAGAUAAAAGAAUUGGUUCGUUGAUAGACAAGAUUGGAAAUCGUGACCACUCUGAUAUGCGUGGUCAAAUUUAUUCCAUCAUUGAAUCUCCUACAUUUGAUUUGUACACCAUAGAGCAACGUAUCAAAGCUAAAAAGGUUAUCUGUGAAGAUGUCAAAAAUAUGGAAAUCUUUUUACGUAUGGGUGAGCUUGAGCGCCAAACAAUGAUGUUCAUGAGCUUUUGUUUCAGUUUUGACAGGUGUUUUGGUGAAUAUUUACUGAAAUUUUACUCUUGUUUUAGCUGUUGUUUUAGUUGUAGUGUUGAAUUUGAUUUUCAGGCAAAUAGUGAGCAUCCUAUUGCAAAAGCAGUUGUGGACCAUGCCAAAAAGUUACGCCUGAAGCACGGUGCUGAAAAUGAAUUUCACUCUGAGAUAAAGAACUUUGAAGUGCACACUGGAGCUGGCGUAAGCAGAAAAGUUGGAGAACGGAAAAUCCUAGUCGAAAAUAGGAGGCUUAUGCAUGCUUUCAACGUCCCAGUAAGCAGUGAAGUUGAUAACUACAUUUCAGAGCAUGAACAUUUUUCUCGGACUUGUGUUUUGGUUGCUGUGGAUGAGAAAAUAGCUGGGGCUUUUGCUGUGACUGAUCCUGUAAAGCCAGACGCUGCACGCGUUGUUUCUUUUCUCCACUCAAUGGACAUCACAAGUGUCAUGGUGACUGGUGAUAACUGGGCGGCAGCAAGAGCAAUAGCAAGUGAAGUGGGAAUUCAAACAGUGUUUGCUGAAACAGAUCCGCUGGGAAAAGCUGAUAAGAUUUUCUAUGUUGGAUGGAUUGAGUAG
Messenger RNA from Solanum verrucosum, 1653 nucleotides. RefSeq lists its product as uncharacterized. The coding region runs from base 1 to 1653 and encodes 550 amino acids. Gene Ontology annotation, molecular function: nucleotide binding. The transcript is spliced from 5 exons. The record is from RefSeq and is a predicted model, not a curated record. Lineage: Eukaryota; Viridiplantae; Streptophyta; Magnoliopsida; Solanales; Solanaceae.